AUGGAUUUGAGCGAGGACACAAUUGUAGAACUCCCAAGGGAGGUGGGUGAAUUCAUACAUCUGAGGUACCUUAAUCUAUCACGUUGUGUGAGAUUGGAAACAUUGCCCGAAACAAUCAGUGAGUUAUGCAAUCUGCAAACCUUAAAUAUUAGCAUUUGUCUGAAGCUUACAAAACUACCUCAAGGGAUAGGAAGUUUAAUUAAUUUGAGACAUCUUCAAGCCCAGUAUUGUUCGCACAGAGGCCUGCCUAAGGGAGUCGGAAGAUUAACAUCUCUUCGAACCUUAUCCGGUUUUAUUGUUGGUGAUGAGAAUGGAAGUGAUGUGUGCAAAAUAGAAGAAAUAAGAAACUUGAAGGAGCUUAGAGAGCUUGAAAUAACAGGAUUGAGCAAAGUGGAAGAUGCAGGGGAGGCUGAAAAGGCAGAAUUGAAGAAUAAGAAACAGCUCUCUGAUCUCACAUUAGAUUUCGGACCAUUGUUGAGUCAACAACCAGUAGGGAUGAAGGAAGUGGCUGAAGCCCUACAACCCCAUCCAGACUUAAAAUGUCUGCAAUUAAGCGGGUAUCAAGUCGAGGAAUGGCCCAGGUGGAUGAUGGAGCCAUCAUUACUCCAACUAACACAUCUUUUCCUUUCACAUUAUCGAAGAUGUCAGUGCUUGCCUCCUCUGGGGGAUCUCACAUUUCUCGAGAUUUUGAAAAUAGAUUUCAUGAUGAAAGUGAAAUAUGUUGGUGGUGAGUUCUUGGGAUCAUCAUCAAAAAUUGCAUUUCCAAGGUUGAAGCAUCUGUCAUUUGCAGCCAUGUCUGAGUGGGAAAAUUGGGAAGUAAAAGAAGAAAAAGGGAGGAAAGUAAUGCCAUGUCUUCUUUCCUUGGAAAUAGAUCGCAGUCCAAAGCUUACGGCAGUACCGGACCUCCUGCUCCAGAGGACACCACCAAUUAAAAUAAAGUGGGAUAAAGAGGAAAUAGGUGGAAGCUCUUAA
Molecule: messenger RNA, 972 nt
Organism: Vitis riparia (riverbank grape)
Lineage: Eukaryota; Viridiplantae; Streptophyta; Magnoliopsida; Vitales; Vitaceae
Product: putative disease resistance protein At3g14460
Exons: 1
Coding region: 1-972 (323 amino acids)
Source: RefSeq, a predicted model, not a curated record